AUGGACGCGAUAGAUGUGGCAAGGUUAGAGGCCAAAGCAUGCAAACGACCAAUCCGCAACCGAAAGAUCGAAAUACUGGCACCCAUCGUGAUACAAGUCAUCGGACUGCUCAUGGUGCCUCUUCGGUUAUAUGCUCGCUGGACGACUGUGCAUCGAAUCGAGACCGACGACUGGAUCGUCGCCUUUUGCGCGCUCGUUUUCAUUGUAUUUGUUGUUUUUGGUCAGCUGGCCGGCUGGGUUGCAUUUGGGGAGGAUAUUUGGAUGGUUAAGCCGGACAAGCUCACAUUCGGGCUCAAGAUCUUCUUCAUCGACGAGAGCUUAUACCUUAUGUGCCUGUGUCUCACCAAGAUUUCGGUUCUCUUCUUCUACUUACGAAUAUUCCCGAACAAGUCGUUCCGAUACGCCACUUACGCGACCAUGUCCUACAUCGGCUUAUCCACCAUGAUCCUUCUCUUCUUGCAGAUAUUCCAAUGCAUACCGUUGUCAUACAACUGGGACGGGUGGAAGGGCGACUUCGGCCCGCACCACUGCCUCAACAUCAACGUGCUGGCCUUCGUCGCGGGCGGGCUCAGCAUCAGCCACGACGUUAUCAUUCUCUUCCUCCCGAUCCCGCUGCUGUGGCACCUCAACAUGGGUCUGCGCUCCAAGAUUGGCAUUUUCAUCAUGUUCAGCCUGGGGAUCUUUGUCCUGGUCACAUCGUGCGUGCGAUUGAGGUACAUCACUUUGUUCACGCGGUCGCUGAACCCGACGUGGGACUUCACAGACCCUCUCAUAUGGUCGGGCGUCGAGGUGUCCGUGUCAAUGAUCGUCGUGUGUCUCCCCACCAUGCGGAUGCUCCUCAAACGCGCCGUGCCGAAGCUGUUCACCAUGGCCUCCCUGGGGGUCUCGGCACCCAAGCGACCGUCGGACGCCUCGUCGCCCAAGAGGCCGUCGGACGCCUCGUCCCGCCUCGGGCAGCACGUCAAGCCCAUCGGCAGCGGCGGCCACCGGAACAACAGGCCCUUCGACUACGAGACGGCGGCCACCGGGAUUGAGGAGCGGAGCAGCAGGUUCUUCUCGCAACGGGCGGCCAGCCCAAAGCCGGACGAAAGCGAUCUGGAGCUGGGGGACAAGGUGUUUGGCGAGGUGCGCACACAAAUAAGGUUUGGUGACAUGGAGUCAUCCCGGCGCAGGGGGUCGAUGGAGUUGGGCAUUCAUGUGCGCACCACUACCACGUUUGGAGACAUUGGUGAGGUCGACGUAAAGCCUCUUCUGAGGGCGCAUGACUCAGUGGCAUCGGACCGUCCUCGCGAUACCGAAAGCCAGCGGAAGCUGGACUGA
Molecule: messenger RNA, 1320 nt
Organism: Colletotrichum graminicola M1.001
Lineage: Eukaryota; Fungi; Ascomycota; Sordariomycetes; Glomerellales; Glomerellaceae
Product: CFEM domain-containing protein
Exons: 5
Coding region: 1-1320 (439 amino acids)
Source: RefSeq, a predicted model, not a curated record